AUGAGUGUUCGCGAGGAAGAUUCUCCAAAAACAAGCAGUUCUGGUCGUGGGUUAGGUUUUGCGGCUGCAGCUAUCGGAGUUGGCGUUGGCGUUGGGGCUGCCUUGUACUACUUCUUUGGCCAAAAGGAACCUGAGGCUGGUUCUUCGGCGCAGUGGGAAGGUCAGCAAUUCACUAUGGAAUACACUGAUGACUGUAACACCAGCAAUGAUUAUAUUACAACAACAGACACUAGUAUUUGUGAGACUGACCCCGAGGAAUCCCUGAUUUUAUCUGAAAGCGAGGAGUCUGUUGAAUAUGAGAACAUGGAGUAUGAUUCUGAAAGUUCUACACAUGAAUUAGAAACAACUGAUGAUGAAUCGGGAUCAAAUGAGAAUGAAUCAAUUGAUGAGGAAUCAGAUAAUGCUGAAAUGAGUGUUCAAUCUAGUGAUCUAGAGUAUGAUGACCAGGAGGAAAGGUGGAGUAAUCAAAACGCAGAUAGUGAUACACACAACUCUAGUGAUUCAGAAUUAGUAUAUGAAGAAUCUGAGAAUGAUUCCGACUUUGAACAUAUUCAGCAAGAUGACUUUGUUGAUGUACCAUCUGAAGAUUCAUUUAGAUAUUAUAGCCCAUUUCCUCAAAUGUUGGCGAUUAUGGGUUGGCAAUAUCCAAGUGUUAAUAGCCGCAGUGUAGGUCCCCUAAACAAUUCCAGAUCAUCUCUCUCAUCAGCACAGAAGAGAGAAGCGUUUCGUGAGAGAUCAUGGACCCUGGAACAGUGCUCCAUAUGUUUCGAUGUGAUCCUCAAGGAGCAAGAGGUGAUGGCAUUGGCGUGCACGCACAGAUUCCAUACCAAAUGCAUCCUGCCUUGGCUUGAGAAGCAGCAGACAUGCCCGAACUGUCGCAAAAACAUUUAG
Messenger RNA from Pieris macdunnoughi, 891 nucleotides. NCBI's taxonomy places the organism in Eukaryota, Metazoa, Arthropoda, Insecta, Lepidoptera, Pieridae. The record is from the annotation of a GenBank genome assembly.